This is a messenger RNA of Lodderomyces theae, 810 nucleotides long. RefSeq lists its product as uncharacterized. The transcript has a single exon. Bases 1 to 810 code for a protein of 269 amino acids. NCBI's taxonomy places the organism in Eukaryota, Fungi, Ascomycota, Pichiomycetes, Serinales, Debaryomycetaceae. The record is from RefSeq and is a predicted model, not a curated record.
AUGCUGUUCGAGAUCUUGUUUUUACCUAAGCUGUGGUUUCAUGGUGCCAGGCACUCUUUUGCCAAUCUAGCAAAAAUCCUCAACAAGGGAUAUGACAAGCCACGAUUGAAGUACAAUAUCCUCCAAACGCAGAGAAUUCCGAGCGUUGACUCUUUGCUAGAGAACUUGAUACUAACACCCGAUGAUGAGUUAGGUGUAUUUUUGUUACUUGGAGGAGAAAAAGAGUUUGCCUUGCUCAAGGAUCAAGGCUUGGUGAGAAGCUUCGAUGACAAUUCUGUGGAGAGUGCUUUUGAUUGCGAUAUACCGACAGAAUUUGUUUCUUAUUUUGAUCUCGAAAAGUUGAGCGAGUCCACUUUGACUGUUGCUGAUGCUAACUACGUCUUGAGUGACCAAACAGUGGACAGGGUCCUCGCAACUCUCGCUUUGCGAUCCUACGACAAACAAUCAUCUCCAAAUAUAAAGCCUUUUAUCUUGACAGCUUACACCUCAUUCAUGAAGAAUGCCGCCUCAAACUUUCUUGAAUUUGUCUUGAACCACCUUCUACUAGAUCCAAAGUAUUUCAAUAUCUUGUCAAACACUGGUGAUAUUAGCAAAUAUGAACGUCUAUCGAUACACGCUGAUUGCAUUGUAGAGCACGGGAUACUUGGAUAUUACACGUCAAAGUGUCGCUUUGAGGACGCAGGGGAGAGACUAUUAGUCAAAGUGGGUUCUGUGAUUGACGAAGAUGACUCUUCAGCACACUACAAGGCCCUAGAAGCAACCCGUGAUUUUCAUAUCGCUUAUAUUCGCAGAGAUAUAGACAUUCGGUAA